Molecule: messenger RNA, 2159 nt
Organism: Xiphophorus couchianus (Monterrey platyfish)
Lineage: Eukaryota; Metazoa; Chordata; Actinopteri; Cyprinodontiformes; Poeciliidae
Gene: rcan1b
Product: regulator of calcineurin 1b
Exons: 5
Coding region: 150-806 (218 amino acids)
Biological process (GO): calcium-mediated signaling
Cellular component (GO): cytoplasm; nucleus
Molecular function (GO): calcium-dependent protein serine/threonine phosphatase regulator activity; nucleic acid binding
Source: RefSeq, a predicted model, not a curated record
GGAGAAAAUGCAGAGGCGCGUCAUGUCCUUUAUCCUGUGAGCAGCUGUCAUGUCAACAGACUCAGUAUUUCGGUGUCUCCAGAUAUAAUCCAGAGUUCAUUUUGGCCUAGCAGCUCUGAUUCAGUCUGAAGCAGGAAGAGAGCCUGGAGAUGGAGCUGCAGCAGGCUGUGAACGGAGCCGCGGAGGAAGAAGAGGAGGUGGCAUUAGAUGUUCAGGUCACUGAUUUACUGAACGCCCUGAUCGCCUGGAAGGUCCCGGAUGAUCUGUUCACCGUCAGCAGUCUGAAGGCCAGCUUUGAGUCCCUGUUCCGUUCAUUUGACCCAGAAGUUCAGUUCCAGUAUUUCCGGUCAUUUCGACGGGUCAGGAUCAGCUUCAGAGAUGCUCUGGCAGCAGCUCAGGCAAGGCUCAGGCUGCACAAGACAGAGUUCAAUGGGAAAGAGAUGAGACUGUACUUUCCUCAGUCUGUCCACAUUGGGAGUCCUCGUCUGGAGCCUCCAAAGCCGGAGAAGCAGUUCCUUAUCUCCCCUCCAGCCUCCCCUCCAGUCGGCUGGGAACAGUCUCAUGAUGCCACACCAGUCAUCAACUACGACCUGCUGUGUGCCAUCUCCACACUUGGACCAGGAGAGAAGUAUGAACUUCACACGGCCACGCCCACUACCCCCAGCGUGGUCGUCCAUGUGUGUGAGGAUGAGCAUGCUGACGGUUCGGCGGCUCCCGACAGUGACCAGGAGGACAAGCCCUGUCCCCCCCGGCCAAAGAUCAUCCAGACUCGACGUCCCGACUACACCCCCAGGGUGGAGCAGUGAACAGUGACCACAACAGAGUGCAAAGUUUUAUCAUGAAGUCAUUGGUCAAGAGCUGACCAUGCUCUCACAAAGAUUCUUUGACGGUUAGGGGGAUUUAAGAGCGCCCUCUAGGGAGCGAAGGUAUCCUGGUGAGGGGCGUGUCUUCUAAGAUGGAGACAGAAAACUAGCUGCUGAUUGGACCGUUGUCCAAUGGGAACUACAUUAUGAGAGUUUCCUGUUAGAACCAAUUGAGCUUAGCCAUCAGAUGAUAUUUAGUGUUUGGGUUUGAGGGCUGAAGGAAAUGUUACUGUUGCAUCAUUGUAAAAACUUUGUCCUCAUCCAGCUUGCCUGAUUUUCCACUUUGGUGAAAUCCAGUGUUAAAUGAGGCCCAGCCUAAAUCAUCCAUUCACUUUAUUGUAUGGUUGCUUUAAUUUCCGAUAUGAACAAAGUGUUGGUCAGGUGACUGGAACUGAAGGAGCGAAUUCUUGCUGCUGAUGAACUCUUUUGUCCUGCUUUGCCAGGUGACUUUGCUACUGUUUCAUCUGAUGACUGAGCUUUACAUAUCUGCUCUGUUGAACCAAGCAGGCACCCAUACUUCCUGUGGCAGCAUUUCCUUCUGCAACAGAAAGCCAAGCAGGGGUGGCCUCUUUCCAGAUGGAUGUAUUUAGUGUUGGUAGGUUGGAAAAUCCAGGCUCCAGAAAGCUUUUGUUUGUGCUGGGAUUUUGUGUGAGAUCAUCAUAUGAAUGUUUCCUGCAGCGUCACAGCAUGACUAAAGUAUUCUCACCUUCUGACCUUUCAGCUUCAUGUCUUUUAGUAAAAAUAAAAACAGAGGGAGAACAAAGUAAAAGUUUUUUUCAUUAUUAUUAUUAUUAUUAAUACUGUGGUUGGACCUGGACAGAAUGUGGAGAAGCUCAGUGGGGUGUGAAUACCUUUUUUGACUGUGUGUCCUGCUCUAACUGUUAACAUGUAACAGAAAACACACAUUUGCACAGAUGUAAUUUUAGUCAGGGUGUGCAGACCUGAUGUACCCGUGUUGUCUUCAGUGUUAGCAUCACUUAAUGAAUGGACAUAACCACCAGGUUGUCUAAUAGCUUCUGGAAAUAUGUUUAUUAAUGACAGAGAUCACACUCUGUAGGGAAUGUUAUUUUCUUUGUUUAAAAAGUGAUAGUGAUUAAUGCCUAUAUAAAUGCUGAUCACUUGACAAUGUUAUAUAUGUGCAAGUUACAGGGGGCUCUGGGUUAGCAGCACUGUGAGAAAACAUUUGAACCCUGCAAAAGGCUCUGUGUCUUCUUUGUUUUAGUCCUGGUACAUUUAUUUUGAUAAAUAUAACUUACUGUUUGUGGAACAACAAUAAAUAGAAGUUUGAGAAACUUC